GACGGGCUCGCCAGCGUACGACGAGUUCAGUUAGAAAUCAACAGUAAACAGAAACGGACGGAAAAGUAGGAUUUUAGUUCCAGAACCUCCUCCUCUCAAAUUCAAACAUAAAACACUUGGACACUGCGAGCAAGAGUGAAACUUGUAAAGUGGGAACAGAGUAGAAGCAAACAUAGAAUAGCCGGAGUCCAGCCAAGAAAUAGUUUCCGUCACAAUUUUUUAUCCAGCGAGUGUCGGGCGGGAAUAUCCUGGAACCGUGAAACUAGACGAAACACUUGGAACAAAACGUGAACGGUUUAGACAGCAGAGUGUCACAGACCAAACUAUGCUGGAGAGAAGAACAUCCCGGAAGCAGUUAACGGAACUUCGUCGAGAAUCCUGUAACUUUUUACUCAGCGAUACUCCCGAAGGGAGUCUGUGAAACAAAUACGCACAAUUUUUGUAGACUUUUCCGGUACAGUUCCGGAAGUGUAACCCAGCAGCAUCCGGGGUCAGUUGGACCAAUCAGAGAAAUUUGUGUUGAGAAAAAAAAAUUCGCGAUUGAGUGAAUGGAAUAGAAUACACUGAAGUUACAAGAAAAAAAAAAUCGUUUCAGUGAAAAACACAGAUUUUCGUAAAAAAAUAAGCAAUCAACAAUUCGCCAACAGUGACGAUGCAGAAGAUGCUCUUCGGUGACAACUCAGAGGAAAAUACUCCCGAAAAGUACGGGGCCAACCGCCAGAGAUACAGUCUAAUGUCGAUGAACUUGUAAAUCUGAUAAUUUACGGUUCUGCACCGACAGCCAACAUCGCGCGCGUGUGUGAGCACGCAGACAGAAGAGUUGCCGAAAACGCAGUGCAAGGAAGAACGGUGAGAAUAGCGACACAAAAGUGCACACAGGUGAUGCAGAUUUACGUUGUUUUUUUCUCUGCGGUGGAUGUGUGACGCGAGUGAAUAGCACCAGCUGCAAUCGUGAAAUUUGAUAAGUGGUGGAGAGCAAAGAUUUCAAGUCACGUUGUUAGAAGGUAAAAGUUGGAAAAAGCGAAACAUGUUUUUUGAGGAAAAAUGAGUGCUUGACAAACGAGAAACAGAGUGAAGAAAAAAUCCAAAACCAACAAAAUUACGUGAAUCACAGAAAAUUAAAAAAAUCAAGAAAACCAAACCGAAAACCCAAAACAAGUGCAACCAGUGACAACAGUUAGUGGGCAGUGCAAGUGUCCCACACCCGGCAGAAUAUGGUGCCCCAGCACGGCCACGACCUGCAGCUAGUAGUGUCCCAGUCGACCGCCGAGCAGAUGAUGGAUACUACCGGUGUUGUGGUGGUUCAGCAGGUCCAGCAACAGCAGCACCAGAUCAGCACCAUGAACCACGCACUGCAGCAGCAGCAGCAGAAUCUGCUCGAAUCCGUGCUGCAACAGCAGCAGCAACAACAGCAACAGUCCCAAGUGGUGAACAGUGCCGAGCAAAUGAUGGGCCAGCAGCAGCACCUGAAUACGGUCAUGUUCGGCUCCCAGAUGGUGGACAAGAACUCCAGCACGCCGUACACCGAUGCAACUCAGACCAAGAAGCACAGCCCCGGCCACAUCAAGCGCCCGAUGAACCCGUUCAUGGUGUGGAGUCAGAUCGAGCGGCGCAAGAUCUGCGAGGUGACGCCGGACAUGCACAACGCGGUCAUCUCGAAGAACCUGGGCGCCCGCUGGAAGGCGCUGAGCGAAGCCGAGCGGCAACCGUUCAUCGACGAGGCCGAGCGGCUGCGCAAGCUGCACACGCAGGAGUACCCCAACUACAAGUACCGUCCAAAGAAGAAGCAGGUCAAGGGUGCUCCCGCCAAGGCGGCCGGCUCCAGCUCGCCGUCGGCCUCGCCCGCUUCCUCCACAUCGUCUCGGGAUAGCUGUGGGUCGACGACGACGACGACUUCGUCGUCAGCGUCUUCGACGAAGAGCAAGUCGGGCAGCAGACGCAGCAGCGGGAAGGUCAGCAAGAACGACAGCAACAACAACAACAGCAGUAGCAUGAGUAAGUCGAAGAAGGCGGUUAUCCGGGCUGAGCUGAGGGAGAGUGAAAGCUUUGAGGAUCUGUACUAUCACCAGACGGCGGUGCAGUGUGUGGGCGGAAAGUCGCCGGAUCCGCCGGUCGGUGCCGCGAUGUACGAGGACAGUUCGUUGAUCUCGACGGAGCAGACCUUUGCGGAGUCGGUGUUUGACGAGGCGGGUGGGAAUUUGUUCUCGACGAAUCUGGACGGGUUCAGUGCGGAGGAGUGCAGUCGUGGGUUUGUGACGCAGACGCUGUUCGAUCCGGAAGAGGACAACAAGACGUUCAUACUGAACAACAACGACGACUCGAAGGGAUAUCUGUACGCGAACGGUGCUAUGAACCAGGAGCAGACUGGCAAUGGGGUGAUCAACGGUGCGGGCAGCCAGAUGGAGGUGGACAUCAAGCGGGAGCUGUACUACGAGGACGAGGAUCGGUUCGACGUGACGGAUCCGUGCCUGAACGGAGGACUGGACGAUGUGUUGAACGGCACCGGCGACCAGAUGAACGGUCACCCAGUGAGUCCGGUCAACUCGAUCAACGACAUCGUCACGUACAACGGACUGUUCACGGUGACGCAACCUGGCAGCGGAACCUCCAACGGAAGCACCCUGGCCAGCUUCAGCGAUCUUGCCAACCUGACGUCGAACGGGUGCUCGCAGCAGACAUUCCUGAUUGCGUCGCACGUUGCCAGCCAGCUCAGCGAACUCAGCUCGAUAAGCCAGCUCGACAGCCGGUCCCCGUCGGCGGGCAUCACCGCCAACCAGCUCAACAGCAUUUCGUCCAACUGCCAAGUGUUACCCACCUCGACGAUGAUCUCCGUCAGCAGUACGGCGUCCUGCGCGGGGACCAUCAGCAGUAGCAGCAGCGGCAACACCAUCACCACCAACUCCUGCCUCCCGACCGGUAUGGUCCUGACGGACUGCGGCCCGGCGAUAGCGCCCGGACUCAUCAACACCCACUCGCACCACCACCAUCUGGACUUUAGCGACAUGGUCGGGACGGAGGACUACAACGACAUCACGUUCGACGGGCUGGAGACGGCGUCCUCGUCCAGCGGUUCCCACCUGGAGUUUACGUACCCCUCGGCGGACAUGCUGCUCGACACCGGCCACUGCUACGACCUCAACUAAGCUGGAUCAUUUAUUUUUUUGCAAACACAUCGAGAAAAAAAACCAAAAAAUUAAGUGCUUUAUUGUGAGAGCGAGACAAACGAACGAACGAGCGAGAGAGAGUGAGAGAAUGCGAGAGCAAGAGACAGAGGAAAUGUUUGUAAAUUAGAGAGAAGACGAGGAGAGAGCGCGCGCGAACGUGGCGAAGAGAGGAAAAACAAAUUAAAAAGUGUUGUGAUGAGGUAAACAGAACUUUGCGCGCGGAAACAGGAAUUAUUCCGAGAUUUUUUUUGUUGUUUUUGUUUUUCUUGGGUUGUCAGCGCGGGCGAGAAAGCAAACUGUUGUGAUUUUUUUUUUCUUAAUUAAUUGGAAAGUUUGGCAAAGUGAGGUGGUCGCGGAAAUUGAAUGCGCCAAAAAGGUUGUCAAUAAUUAGUGAGCGUGGUCAGCGCUCGGGGAAAGAAUCGACAAAAAACAAAAGAAAGUAAAUUGAAAAAUUGCAAAUGGGACCGCGUCCCAAAAGUGCCGGCGUUCCAAACCAAAAAACGAGGAAAGGAUCUUGGCAAGAAGAAAAAAGUUCCGUAAGUCACCGCAACCACCGCGGUAUUCAAUUGAUGGCGCGCAAUGAAAUUGGUUCCAUUCGAUUCCCUCUACACAACUUUCAGAGUGAGGGGAUGAAAAAGUUUUACAUUUGCGGGACCGAGGUUCGCUUUUUUUCGGCGAGGAAAAUGUUUUGUGGUAUUUUCCAUUAAGUCAUUACACUAAUAGCCUCUCUUCCUCUUUGGUGAGGUGGUUUUCGAGAGUGCCGCGAACAUUGUAGCACUUUGUAACCGAUUGCAAAGUUGUGUCUUUUAGGUUCUUGAAAGAGAACGAAUAAAAGUAGUUUUUAACCGAUUGACAACUUAAAGAUUGAAGAUUUCGCAGUAAAUCUUUACUGAAUGGUGAAAUUUAAGCAAUUUUGUAUGAAUCAAUUUCUCAGCAAAAAACCGCCCAGCAGAGAGUGAUUCAAACGAAUCGCAUCUGCCAGCAAUAAAGCGAAUUCAAUGAUGUAGAAAAAUGAGCGGCAUCUUUCGCGAUAAACCCGACUGCCCGAAGGGCGUGCGAGCGCCGGAACAAUCCCGCCAGGUCUGCCAGUUGUUACCAGUUCUCCGAUUGGAGGAGAGCAGUAGCAAAGGAAGAAAUUAUGAUUAUUGAAUGAUUUUCUGUUUCUACCUUCGACUGCGGCGCUUCCUCCUUUUUUUGUCCCAGGAGUUACAGCGGAUCAUCACGAGCCAGGACGAGGAAAUGGUUGAUUUAUGUUUCGCUGCAUAAAUCAUGAAUCAUAAUCUUAUUAUGCCGGUUUAAGCUCCCCCGGUCUUUGGGAGAUCCUUUUUCAUCGACCAGACUCCAACCAAGGCAAGAAAUCAGUUAUGCAUCAAUACUGGAGCUUUUAUUGCUGCCAUUAUUCGAGAGGCAGAGAGUUGUUGAUUCAAAGUUAGCCCAAGAAAAAGCUCAACGUGGAACCGAAAGUCAUGUGGCUAAUCCUCUGAUUCGACCCCGGGAAGGUUGAGAGGAUGUGGAACUUUUUGCCGGCCAGUUUGUCCGUCCGAUGACUUUGAUCCGAAUGGGUGGCCGGCUCUUUUUUGCCGACUUCGAUGGAUUGGAGAAAUUGCGGGAAAGUGGCGGGGAAACCCAGUGCUGACUGGUUCGAAGUCGACUUCGAGUUCAUUCUUUGAUUGGGGCAGGCUUCGUCAGUUUGGAUACACUCAGAACUGGGAUAAACAUCUUUUCACUUGCGCUAACGUUUUUACAGCGCUUAAGACAUUAAAAUGCUUCAAACUACCGGCAACGUGUUCUUUUGAACAUGGUUUAGCCGCUCACUUGAAAAAUAAUUCGGAAACAUGUAACUAUUUAGCAAGCGCUAUCAAUAUAAACAAACGCCCUGAGUCACUUGACGUUUACCUAUUCCCGUCGAAGGCUUGCGAAAAUCGGGCGAGAAGCGAAGGCAAAUAAAAAACCAAGGCCUACCACCAACACCACCGGCAACGCGUGUCAGAGUGAGCCAGUGAUGCCAGGAAACUUCCGCUGGAAUCGCUACUUUUUAUGGUUUAAUCAAAAAUGUUUGUUUUUAAAAAAACUGGCAGCCACAAAUGUGCGCAAGUUGCAAUUGGGCAUUAUCGUCAGACGAGAAUAGACUUUGAAAAUAUUUUUGUAAAAUGCUUUUCAAAGCAAUAGAAAUAACUUUUGGUAAAAUCAAAUUUAACAGAGAUGUUCAUAAAAAGCUGCUCUACUAACUAGUGUACUUGGUUUUGGUAAAUUUCAUGGAACACCUCGGAUUAUCGAGCAUCAUUUUGACACCACCGCUUAGUGUGAUGGGAACAGGUAUAUCCCCUAGGUGAAUACUAGAUGCCAACUGUCAAUAAGAUUUUGCAUCUUUUUUGAUUUUUUUGAAGUCACCACCACUUUUGAGUGUCCAAGUUUUCCGAUUAGCAUACAUGUGAGAGAGGAAGUGUAUAAAUUGAUUGUCCUUUCUCGGCCAUCCGUUCCGAUUUGCGGACCUCAUAUCAUCUGUCCUGGGCCAGCUCACCACAGCAUUUUCGUUUAUUUAAUUUAUUAUAAUUUGUCGGUCGGUCCAACUAUUGCUUUCUCGUCUCGGGGUUUUCAGUUCUUCGAUCAGCAAAAAAAAAACCCCAAAACUUGCUUCCUUCAGCACUCUCGAUUAGGAUUUCCAUUUUUUUCGAUUGUUUUGUUUUUCAGUUUUCAGUUCAUGUCGCCACUCCCAAUCUUAUUUGUAAAUACUGUACAAUAUUAUUUAACAGAAAAAAUCAAGUCGUUUUGUAAAUUGAUUUCCCCGCGGUGCGAAAAACAGUGGCUCUGAAUUAGUUCAAAAUGGUGACACACUUCGAAACCAGAGAGAAGGUAACGCAAUCCCACCAGGCCAGCACUCUGGCAACACUGGCGCUUUGUGGUUUUCAAUUUUGGUAGCUCAGUUUCGUUCGCUUAUUCGGUUUGGUAAGACGAGCGCGCAGUUAAAUUGGAGAGAAAGAAGUAGGAAGGUAAAUUAAACAAACAAAAAAAAAACUGUAGAUACAAAAAUAAGAGAAUAAGCUAAAUGUGAUUUAAGUAAUGGAAUACAAAUUCCGAACCAUUCGGAAAUUUUGCAAACAAAAACGAAUAUUAAGAAUCACACCCACACUGACACCCACACAACAAUACACACCACACACACACCCCCGUACGUUUAAGAAAAAAAAGUAAACUUAUAGUUGUAAAGGUAGUACUUUUUAAUCGUAGCUGAUAAGAUCUUGUGUGCGUGAUAGGAGACAGGAAGCGAAACGAACGAAGUCAAGUCGGUUGAAAUAAUUUCUAAGUGUGAUACAGCAAAAAAAAAUAGAGUUGCGUGCGUGUGCGUGAAGGAACUGCGACCUCACUCACACCCACACACACACAUCCAGAGCAAGCAAAGGCAAGUCGCGUUUAAGGUGCAAGUCCUCAUUCUUCGCGAGGACUCAAUAUUGACCUAGGAAUAAAUUAACAUAUACAUACAUAAACUAUUGUGGUUAUAGUGAUUGUGUAGUAGUACUAUUUUGCAUAUAUACUCUACAGUGAAAUCAUGAGAAAAAUAUAAAUUGCUGGGCGCGUCGCCACGUGCAGGAUCGACUGUUGGUAAAAGUUGUUUGUGACUUUUGUUUUGCAUUGAGUCGGAAGAAAAAGACGAAGACGCAGAAGAAGUAGAACUCUCUCACACUCAAAACUCGUUUCAUUGCAAACGAAAGGAACGCAGAAUUGUACGGCAAGCAUCCAAAAACUGUGGAAGGAAGGCAAACAAGAGGAAGAAGAAAUUAACCAUUGUGAUUUGCAGAUCUCUAAAAAAUAAAAUAAACACAUACAGAAAUGAUAACUUGGUUUUUGUCAGCAAACAAUAUCAGGGAAAUGUUUGUUUUUGUUCUCUUUUAAGGAAAUGUAAUCAAAAAUAACUACCACAAGAAAAAAAACUCACACAUACACAGAACGGAAACAAAACAAAACACACAUACACAAUCAUAGACGAAUUCAUAACGAGAAAACAAUAGUGGAUAAUUGUAUUCAAUUAAACGAAGCAUCAAUUACAGUAAGUAAGCUAAUUCAGCGCAGCAGUGUCAGUAGCAAUCAAAUAGCUUUUCAACAAUUAUUUAAGUCAAUAGAUAAAGCAGUUGGAAUCAACAAAAGUAAGAAAAACAGAAACAAAAACUUUUUGAAAUGUAGCCGUUAUUUUUGUAACCAUCAAUACAGAAUGAACGCAAACGAGCUAGUUUAGUAUCAGUUUUAGUGAAACGAAGGCUUAUUUUUGACAUGUGUUUAUUUUUUACUUUUCGACAAAUGAAAAACACAAAUCUCAGGAAAUGAACGAAAAUUCAAAAAAAAAAACAAUUACUAAAUAAAAACAAGAUUGUUAAGCAACUUAUUAUACAAACAAAAUGGUUUAUUUUACUACUACUCUGCAAAAAGAAAUCACAUAAAAACACACACAUACAUACACAAAAAAGCAAGUAACGCUAGACUGCAGUUUGACGGUUUAAGCAAACAAAUUCGGGGAGAAACCAACACGCUGAACGCAAGUAUUUCUCAAGUUUAUUUUCCACCUUUAAAAUAAAACAAAAAAAAUCAAUGGUACGAGAACAAUCACACUCUACUGUCAUAAAACAAUCGAAACGGCAACGUUCCUGGAUCCCCCCCUCCUGGCUGAAUCACAACGAUCACACCACUACUAUCAAAGCCGCGCCGUCGGCUUCCCGUUUUUCUCCCGUAACACAGUGACGUACACGGCAAGGUUGUGAGAGUGAGAGCGCGCCGCGCGUGAGAGUCUUCCCGGAGAUCCCCCCCCCCCUACGAUUGAGUGUCCUUUGGUCAUUGUUUUGGCGAACAAUGCAGCUUGCUUGGAUUGGGAGAGAGUGCGGUUCGUUCACACACACAUGCGAAAUGCAUGGAUGGAAGUCGUUUUUUUACUCGUGUUUGUGUUAGUGUUAGUAAGAUUCUAAGCAAACUUGUACGUGUAAGGGCCGAGUACAGUAAGCAUCAGCAAGGUAACGCUGUGGACGAAACAAUGGGCGAGUAACGUAAAAAAGCACACAAACACAAUUACAUACAAACAGACACACAUACACUAGUUGCGUAGAGUUGAAAGAAAUAUUGAAUUAUUAAAAAAAAAAACAUAAAUAUUGGUGCGAAACAAUUUCCCGAGGCGGAGAGGAGCAACCGGGAGCUAAUUUUAAGACUGAUAGCUGCAGACAUAAUUAGGCAACAAUAAGAUAUAAACAAAACGAAACAAGUGCGCGAUGCAGAUGAGUAAACAAAAAACGUAAACCUUUGGUUGUCACUUUGCUACAGUAGCUGCCUGUAUGUGUUUCUGAAUUGAUGUGCCCCUUCGGUAGAGAACCCCACCUGUCCCUUCCUAUUUUUCCAAAACCUUCCGUCUCUAGCUCCGUUUUCCAACGUGUGUUUCUAUUGUUGUCGCCGUUGUUGUUGUGCAUGCAGAUUAGAGGAGCGCAUUUGUAUUGGUAAGCUCGAUCCACAGCGAUAAUCGCAGUAGGCGUGAGCGAUACUCACCACACAUAAACAAGUUUAUUCAAGAAUGUUUCCCUUAAAAAUUCCCCUUUUCAAAUGACACAUGGCAGUAGAGACUAACAUUUUUCCAUGAAAUUAACAUAUCUUGUUUGUAAGCGAAAGAACAAUAACAAACUAACACACGUGUGUUCCUUUGGCCACCAUUCUAACACAAUCGUUAUCGAUGUACAAAUUACACACACAUACAUAGAGGAGAAACUCAAAAACACAUAACCAACACAGACCAAAACCAAGCGCCCCUCUCCAAACAAAUAUGUGCCCUUUUACCGCCCGCCGCCGCCGCCCUUAAAUGAAAAGAUUUGAAAUUACAACUUUAUCGCAUUUCAUUUAACACAAAAAAUAGGAAAGUUCGAAAAUUCUGUUGAUCUCAUUUUACGCUAACUUGUUAAUGGGUAAUUUUUAUUCUGAAACUUUCAAAACUGCGUAUUUUUAGUAAGCACUCUUCUGUUUCAUCUUGCACGCCUCUUUGUUUACAAACAAAGCUUUGACGUUUCGCUCUGUUCUAACGAUUUCAAUCGACCGUUAAGCAAACCAAUACAAACACAAAACAAACCAACCUAGAGGAAUCAAGCAAACGAAAUAAAUAAUAAUAAAGUAGUAGUGAACCCUAAGUGUAAAUGGAAACAAUUAAAUAAGUGAUGUGAGAGAAAAGAAAAACAGAAAACAAAAUAAAAGAAAUAUUCAGGUAUCUAUGCAGGCUGUGAAAUAGUCUAUUCUUUAUUUUACAUAAUUACAAAAUAUAAAUAUUUUUUAAAACUUGUAUUACCAUAUUUUUUAAAUCUUGUUUUAGACGAUUUGCUUCUGUUUACUUACAUACGAGGCCCCAAUUUUUUUUUCGUUUUGACUUGCAAUAAACAGUACAUCACAAACGGGAAAAAUCAAACAUUUGUUCAAAAACCAUGUUGACAAACUGCCAAACCAUGCAUUUUCCUACACAACUGUUACAGGCAAGAUCCUCUGUUUUGAAGCAGGUUUGAUUAUUUUUGUUCGAAAUCAUUUUUUUUUCUCUUCUAAAGUCAUUUUAAUACACUUUCUUACAAAAAAAUAAACGCUGUUGUUACAACAUUACACGCGUGAUGACAGCACGCAACACGGAAAUCAAAUUUUAGUAACUUUACCAAACUACAUCUUACUCCUAGCUCUACGCGCGAUGACGAGCACAAAGCGAAUCAUCGAGAGCAAACUCGUUUUUUCUUAAGCUCACAACUAUUAUACUAAACGAAAUACAAACAAACAAACAAAAUAUUACAUCCGUGGAAUCAACUGCUUUAAGUGUGUAGAGAAACGUUUCUUUCUAAUUGAGGAAAAAAUAAUAAAAAACAAAAAAAAAUGACAAAAAAAUCCGCUAACAUGAACACAUAAAUUUGAACUUGCAAAUUUGAACUCUUGCAAAGCCAGGAAACCCAGUAGAGCUGAAACAAAUCUUGUGAACGAUUAGGGGUGUGUAAUUUUCGUGAAUCACGAUGGACAAAGUAACCCGAACCAGAAAAGCCCAAGAAUAUUUAUUGAGCAAGACAAGGAAAAAAACAAACAAAAAUAAACAAAUUACUAAAUGUCUAUUUAUAUAUUUACAAUCUUGACGCAAAUUUGUAACGUUAGAGAACACACACAAUAUUAACUGGACGAGCGUGGAUGGCACCGCGGACACGAGCCGUGACUGCCGUGCAAAGAAAGAGAUUGACAACUUAAGGAUGACAGGCGAACACACAAAGUAAUCACAAGUGGGAUUAGAACCAUUUAUUGUUAUAUUUACAGUAACGCAAGGCAGAACAACGUCAGAAUCACAAACAAAGCUGAUCCCCAUUUUGUCACCGACAGCAUUGUAUUUGGGUAAACAUCAUUUUAUUGUUGACAGCGCGCGCGCGCUCGGUCGCCGUUGUUGCGUUACGCGCGCGUUUGACAGCUGACGGUGGGUUCCAUCGUUACCCAGCGAGAAAUGUAGGAGCCGAUGUAAGGCGUUACAUUUCCCACGGGGUAGAAGGAUGAUUGAGGUUUCAAUGCUGUGAUGCUCUCGGUAAGGACUGCGCGACUGUGCAAAGGCCUACUGCGUAACGCACUUUGCGUUACGAUGCAGCUGUCAAAGCGGGCGGUAACGCAGGGGGGUGAACUGUUCGCGUGACGCUCGUGAAUCAAUUUUGUAGCUUAGAAUAAUGAAAUGGACGCACGUGUGUGCGGACUCUUUGUUGUUUUGAUAUUGGUUUGAGCAUUCAGUGGCCAUGGGUCCACAAAAAGGAGGAAAAUACAAACAAAAACACUCACACACUGACGAAUGCCAACCACGUUUGACAGCUGCCAGAUGCUGUCAGACCGCACGUGGGAACUAUCUUUUAGAGCAGAUCUUAAAAAAGAAGGAUUAAAAGCAGCAACUAUGAGGAAAUUAAAGAUACCAAUUUGUAACCUUCUGUACAUUAUUUGACCAUACCAAGUAAGAAGUUUUGUACAUUUCUGUGUAAAUAUAACGAUUAUGGAUUAUAUUAAAUGAAAAUAAUAUUAGUGACAACAAAUGUGGAGUUAAGGACCGUAACUAAGGAAGAAUUAAGGUGCGCUAUUUGAGCGAAUUUGUGAGUGUAGAGCUAGCAGAACGAAACAUCGAUUUUUGUUGAGAAUUUUUUAAUUUCCGUCAGAAGAGAAACACACAACAAUCGAUACCGACCAAAAGAAACGAUAACGAAAAUGUAAACAAACGCAAACUGUUAGGGCUUGACAAGAAUGGAUGCAACGGCUAGAAAUACAAUCUAAUAAUUUCGAUUAGUUUUGUGUCUAUCAACUCUUUACACCUAAAGCUCUAGGUUUCAUAUCAGUUGUUUUUCAAAUUGUUAGGCAAUUAAUCGUAAAGACCUCAAACUCUGAUUUCCCCGAAAAACGUCAUGUUGUUCUACUUCCGUGCUGGGCAUUUCCCUGAUCAAAGAAUGUCUGAUCUCAAACGUCCGUGGACUGUGUCUGCCAAAUCAAAUCCCAGGGAAGCCCAGCGCGGAAACCGAAACGUCGACGCCUUGAGUCAUUGUUCGACCAAUCAACCAGCAACCGUUACAGCAACUGAAAACAAAGCAAAAACAGAAAACAAACAGAGAAAUGCAAAUUUUUGACAAGCAAUAUACAACAAAAAUUAAAAUAAAUUGAAACCGACUGCAAUUAAUUUUUCGGAAAACAAUGCCGCUGAAAACGAAUAAAACCCAAAAAAGAUAUAAAAACAAAGAAAAACAAUAACAUAACGACAAAAGUAACGCGAACAAAACAAAAGAAAUCUGUUUUACCCAAUAAGAAGUUGUUGAAGUUUUUGACAUGCAAAAAGAAACCAAAAGUGUCUGUUUUCUUUUCUGUUUUAGGAAAAAAAAGGUAAACAAAACAAACAAAAAAAAAAAUCUAACAAAAUCGAAAUUAGGAUGUGCGUGGAAGGGUAACAAAAAACGAAGAAGCUGUUUGGGAAGCGUUACACUGUCCUUUUGUUUCAGUUGUGUAACGCGUGCGAUCGUGUUUUGUUUUUUCUUUGUGUUACGCAACAAUGUUUUCGUUUCGUUUUUUCGUCAAACGAGAGAUUACCGACGGCCAAUCAAUCAAAUCAAUAAAGGUCUCAAAGCAAACAAAAGAGAGCCAAAAAAAACACAAGAAAACGCAUAAUUAAUCAGAGGCCUUUUUCCGUAGGUGAAAACACAAUCGAAUCCUGUUCCAACAA
Molecule: messenger RNA, 12375 nt
Organism: Culex quinquefasciatus (southern house mosquito)
Lineage: Eukaryota; Metazoa; Arthropoda; Insecta; Diptera; Culicidae
Product: myb-like protein I
Exons: 2
Coding region: 1215-3143 (642 amino acids)
Biological process (GO): anatomical structure morphogenesis; cell differentiation; positive regulation of transcription by RNA polymerase II
Molecular function (GO): RNA polymerase II cis-regulatory region sequence-specific DNA binding; DNA-binding transcription factor activity, RNA polymerase II-specific
Source: RefSeq, a predicted model, not a curated record